Postia placenta MAD-698-R-SB12 is the source of this 1776-nucleotide messenger RNA. RefSeq lists its product as hypothetical. Gene Ontology annotation, biological process: intracellular iron ion homeostasis; copper ion import; iron ion transport. Lineage: Eukaryota; Fungi; Basidiomycota; Agaricomycetes; Polyporales; Adustoporiaceae. The coding region runs from base 1 to 1776 and encodes 591 amino acids. Gene Ontology annotation, cellular component: plasma membrane. Gene Ontology annotation, molecular function: ferric-chelate reductase activity. The transcript has 7 exons. The record is from RefSeq and is a predicted model, not a curated record.
AUGUCGUUUGGUACACCCCCAUCGUUACCUACCGCUGCGCAGCAAUAUAACUCCUAUGUCGUGGAUCCGAAAUGGCAGCGCACCUUCUCCACGGUGUGGGCGACCGCCGCCGGCGUCGCUAUUCUUGUCUCGCUGCCCUCUGUUAUUUUGGCGUUAAGGAGCGGUCGAUUAUUUCGCGGCUUUUUCGGCGUCUCUGAACGUAUCGGCGGGGCGCGGUACAAACCCGUCGCCUCGCCAGAGACGAGUCCCGUACAAGGCCGGAGGAGAAUUUCUGCCAUCGUGGAGAUGCUCGCGUCUCUGUCUUGGUGGAGCCUCCCGGCUAUUGAACUGACAUUGGGACAGAUGCUGCUCAUUGCCGGGUAUCUCGUACUCCUGCUUAUAUGCAUCAUUAGAGAUGUCUCCCUGAUUACUUACCCAAACAGGGGUGGAUUCAUGGCCCUGGCCCAGUUCCCGGUCGUUUUUCUGUUCGCGACCAAGAACUCUAUAAUGUCGCUUCUUUUAGGUCCCGGGAACGGCUAUGAAAGGCUGAAUUAUAUACACCGUUGGGCUGGCCGCGGCAUGCUUAUAGGGGCCUUGAUCCACGGGUCGCUUUGGAUUCGCAACCACCUAGUAUACAAUAUUCCUAUUAUUGGUCAGCAGAAGGAAACCUCUGGCGUCGCAGCACUUGGUGUUCUCUGUGGUCUCUUCCUGACGUCCCUGAGGCCGGUCAGGCGCUAUCUCUACCAAGCGUUCUUCGUCACUCAUAUACUUGGUUACGUCGCAUUUUUCGUCACUAUUUGCUACCACACGCCGUACGCACCGCCCUGGAUAUUCCCGCCUCUCGCGUUCUAUGGCUUGGAUAUCCUGCUGCGCAUGUUCCGGUACCGUGUCAAAGACGCAACCCUUGUUCCUGUUGACAGCAACAUGACCCUCAUACACGUUCAUGACUGUCACGAGGGGUGGCAAACCGGUCAACACGUCCGCCUUCGUGUCUUCUUCUCUGGGCGAAUUUUUGAGUCUCACCCAUUGACGAUUGUCAAUGCACCCUCAUCCACGUCAUCGGUUUCGAGCGGUUCGCUUAUCCUUGCCGCGCGCGUCAAGGGCGAUUGGACGCGCGCGCUGAACGAUUACGCGCUGCGCGAGCGGGCCAGCUUGAAGGGCAACGAGAAGGGGGCGCCGGACGGCGUGCCUGUGCAUGUCAUGCUGGACGGCCCUUACGGGGGGUGCAGCGUCGACCUCGGCAGAUACGAGAGCGCCAUGCUACUGGCGGGCGGUUCCGGCGCGAGUUUCACGCUCAGUCUGUUGGAUGAUAUUGUGACGAGGUGUGUCAAACUUGGUCGGCCGGGUGGAGAGAAGACGACACGCAUUGAAUUCGUGUGGUGUGUCCGGUCCUAUGGCUGCAUCGAAUGGUAUGCGCCCAUACUCAUGGACCUCGCCCAUACGGUUGCAAACACGUCGCUGGACCUGCAUAUCUCCAUAUUCGUGACCUGUCUGUGCAAUCCAGAAGCCGUACCGCUGAUCCCCAACUCCGACGUCUGCAUUCUUCGGCCAUCCGUCGCCACUUUGCUACAGGAGCUUGUAACGCCACCUUCAGACAACGGCGCAGACGACAACGAUGGGAACUCCUCAUUGAAGGCAAAGCUGAACUGGUCGGGUCUUGGGGGCGGCGUGGCAGUUUGCGCCGCGGGUCCGGAGUCUCUGACAACGGAGACUCGAAAUGCGGCUGCGAAGGUUGCGCUGACGAGAGGUCUGGAGAUUGGCGGAGUUGGUCUACACACGGAGACGUUCGCUAUGUAA